GGUUCCAAAACUGGUUAUAAUAGAUUUCCGCUUCAACCCCUGGUUCUAUGGCUCAACCCCCAUUAUCGGUCACCGGUCAGCCACCCUCAACACGAUUAUGAUAUCCUGAAUAGGGCCGCCCGAGCCUAGGGUCUCUAGUCUGACCAGCCGGUUCAGUUCUGUCCUAAAAACUUACCCGGUUUUAAUUCUCAAAGAAAAAUACCGAACGUAAACAGUAUAUACGGUCCAUGAAUCACGACCCUGGUGUGUGGCCGUACAAACAACCGUCAAUUGCAUACAUUUCAACCAGCAAUUGAUUCAUGGAGGAAACCCCCACUGUGAUUCCACCUCCUCCGGCGACAUCUAAUCACGCUACCGAUGCAAAGACGAUCGCCAAUUCAUCGAAAACAAGAGAAGAAGGCGAACUUUCUGCGUCGGAAAACGACGAAUUUGCAGGUUCUCGGUUCACUGUUGGAACCAUUGUUCCAGCAGCUCCAUUGAACAAGGGUACGAGUGUUGUUGAGAAGGGGGUAUCUGCGCCGAUUCAUAAUCCUGCUGUAGCUUCAAGAACCGUGCAUCCAAACAAACGUAAAGGUACGGAGAAGAAUCGAGUACCAUUCGUGAUUAGUUUCUCAGAUGAUGACAGUGGUAGCGACUCCGAAGAAUGCAAGAAGGGAAGCACGAUGGAAUCUGAUGAGAUGACAUGUGGCACUGUGGAGAAUAGAAAGUUUCCUACCUCAAUGGUGACUUCACGGUCACAGAUGGUGCAACAAACUUCCAAAAUUAACACCAAGAGUCCCAAAAAAUUAUCCACCAGUCGCACAUUUGUCUCAUCAGUGAACAGAGUGAAUGGAACCAAAUUCAAGAACGGUGGAAGCACAUUUGUUGGGGCAAAAAGUCAUCUUAAAAAGUCUAAUCCCCCUAGCAUAAUUAAAUUUGGUCAAAACAUUCAUAUCAACAGCAAUAAACUCCAAGAUUUACGGCAAUUGAUUGCAAUUCGUGAAAAUGAGUUAAAGAGUAAAGUUGGCAAACCUGAUAAGGAGGUAGCUUCAAGUUCAAAAAAGAAUGUCCAGGAUAUGAAUUUGAAAAAUAUUGCUGUUAAGAGCAGAAAUAUUUUGGAACGUGUAGUUGUUGAACCAAAGGAGCCAGAAAAGAAACGCCUUGCUGUUAAGAGCAGAAAUAUUUUGGAACGUGUAAUUGUUGAACCAAAGGAGCCAGAAAAGAAACGCCUUGCUGUUAAGAGCAGAAAUAUUUUGGAACGUGUAAUUGUUGAACCAAAGGAGCCAGAAAAGAAACGCCUUAAAGUUAAUGAAUCACCUAGAAAUGUUGUAGUUUCUGUUGGUCAACAUGAUAGGCCUCCUUCAGAUUCAACAGUAGCAGCUGGAGUUGCAAUUCCUUCAGAGUCAACAAUAGCAGCUGGAGUUGCAAUUUCUGUUGGUCAAAAUGAUAAGCCUCCUCCAGAGUCAACAGCAGCAGCUGGAGUUACGAUUUCUGCUGGUCAAUAUGGAACUUCUGCACUGGAAAGUGAUGGCUUGAAGGGUAGAUAUGACGGUAACAAUUGUGACAAAGAAAUACUAGGUGUGCCAGGGCAGUCCAGUACAAUGCAGCAGCAGAUAAAGGAAGUGAAAAAUCGUGACAUCAAGAAUCUACCAAUAGGUGGUGGCAUAAUCAGCAAUAGCAGGCAGCAUAACGGGAUCACAAAUCUCGGGGAGUCUUCAUCACAAUUAAUGGCUAAAACUGAUAAACCUUCUCCACCUAGACAGGGUUCUCUGAUGAAUUCAAGCUUUUGGAGUCAUUUUGGUGCGACAACUGGCGAGAUGGACAUCAAAUCAUUAUUGGAACUCGAGGAAUUGCAAGAUAAGGAGCUGGACGAAGCACAAGAGCAUAGACGCAAAUGCGAAAUCGAAGAAAGAAAUGCUUUAAAAGCUUACCGCAAGGCUCAGAGGGAUUUAGCUGAAGCUAAUAGUAGAUGUUCCUAUCUUUAUCAUAAAAGAAACUUGUUUUCCGCUAAUCUUCGGUCUCAUGUGAUGGAAGACUCGAAUAUGUUCUGGUCAAACAUGUCACAUCAGCAUCAUACCGAUGCUAAUGUGAACUCUAUAACUAACAUGUCAGAAAAUAACGUUUCACAUCAUCAAGUGCCGAAUGAGUGCGAUGAACCUGAACCUAAUACUAGUGGAUCAGAGCCUGAGGAGGAAGGAAAAACAAACGAUGUAGACUCUUCACUUCAUGCGAAUAACAGUAAUAGUAAGAAUAUUUUAGCUGAGGAUGAACAUGAACAGACAUCUGCUUUUGGGCUCAAAGCUGGUGAUUCAAGCUUAGAUAGUCAUGUGGAAGGAAUACGUAGCGAAAGGAAUAACGAAGUAAAUAAUAAUUCAGUUACCAUUGACACCAAUGAGGACUCAUUGCUUCUAGAAGCAACAUUGAGGUCUCAACUGUUUGCAAGAUUAGGAAAUAGAAAGCCUAAGAAGAAUGAAUCGGGUACUGCUAGUGUUGAAAAAGAGGAUGGCGAAAUAAUGGAAGAUUCUGAAAACAUGCCAUCUUCUGAGCCAGAGAAAGAACACAUUUAUGAUACCGGAGAUAUUGUGAUGUCAGAGAAGGAUCCUGUUGAUUAUGGAUCUUUUUUGGCUGAACCAGUUCUGAAGAGCUCUUUCGGUCAUGUAAAGUUUACAGCUACGGUUAGUUCUACGCAGUCACACACUGAAAAAACACAGAUUCACACCGAUGACAUUGUUGGUGAGAAGAAAGUUGUUAAUGGUGUUUGUGGGGCCCAACCUAUUGAAGUAUUGGACCUUUAUGUCAGUGAAGUUGGUUCGUAUUCUAACAACUUACCGAUCAACCCCUUUUGGCCUCUAUGCAUGUUUGAAUUACGAGGUAAAUGCAAUGAUGAUGAGUGUCCUUGGCAACAUGUCAGAGAUUAUUCAUCCAAAAACAUCGAUUCUAACAGCAAUGAUCGUGGGUCCCUUUGUUUGGCUCCACCUACUUAUCUGGUCUGCUUAGACAGUUUGAAAGCUGAUUCACAUCCAUACAAGUAUCUUGUAGCUCCAACCAUAGAACACCGUUGGAAAAAGUCUUUUAGUGCUUUCUUAGUUGUUUCAAGCUCAAUACUUGCAGAUCCGAACUCAGAUGAACGAUGUCUACAUGGUCCUGAAACACGCAUUGAGGUCCAUGGGGUUUGGAAUAGACAAUCAUCAUAUUUUCAUGGUCAAAAUGUCAAAGAGGGUCUGAAAGAUGAACAUAUGGAUGGUAUCUAUCAACGCCUUGAAACGGCCUUUCAUAAUCUCAGUAGAGAGGUUAGCAAGCAGAAGGGACGUACAGAGUGUCUUAUAGUUCUUGCCCGAGCCCUUGAGGAACAUCCUACAUCUGUACUUCUCUGGAUUAUAUAUUUACACAUUUUCUAUAGCAAUCAAAAGUCAAUCGGAAAAGAUGACAUGUUUCGUUAUGCGAUUGAACACAAUGAAUCAUCUUACGAACUUUGGCUGAUGUUCAUCAAUAGUCGGGAAAAGCUCGAUGAUAGAUUGCUUGGGUAUAAUACUGCGAUAUCUGCACUAUGUCGUCACGCAUCUACUCCUAAUCGGGAUCCGAAGCUCGAUAGUGAGUGCAUCUUAGAUCUCUUUUUACAAAUGAUAAAUUGCUUAUGCUCGUCUGGUGAAGUCAAAAAUGCUAUCCAGCAAGUGUACGGGCUGUUAUCCUCUACAAACAUGCCCACUGAUCCGCACGCACCAUCUUUGCCCGAUAUUCAGAAAUCCUUAACAAUUCCUGACAGGUGCAUCUUAUGGCUUUGUUCCAUGUUCCUGCUAUUGUAUAAAAGAUUACCCGAUACCAUUAUCAAACAAUUCGAAUGUCCGAAAGAAUUAUCCACAAUAGAAUGGCAUUCCGUCCAGUUAACAGAUGUUGAAAAACAGCAAGCGAUCACCCUGCUAGAGCUCGCCCCCGAGUAUAUUGAUAGCAAUAGGACAGCUAUAUCAGCACAACGGUUUGCUCUUAAUCACGUCAGAUGUACAGCUGUCGUUAAAGGAAUUGAUUCUUGCAAGGACCUGUUGGAAAAGUAUCUUGGGUUAUAUCCAUCCUGCUCGGAACUUGUUCUUUUAUCAAUUCGGGUCAAUGGGGUUGACUCAACUGAGUCAACAUUUGCAGCAUUUGAAGAGGCUUUAAGUAAUUGGGUUGGAGAACCUGGUAUACAAUGUAUUUGGAACCAAUAUGCCGGAUAUGCCCUUGAGACCGGAAACGUCGAUUUGGGAAAAGAGAUAAUGGAACGAUGGUUUUGUUCUAUUUCCAAAACUUAUCAUUCUAAGCCCGGGAUUUUGAGUGUGAGUGCAUGGAUGUCUAGUUUGACCCAGACCGAUAUUGUAUUCGGGCUGCUUAAUCUCUCACUACAUAAACAGUUGCAAAACGAUCAUACAGAAGCCCGUAUUGCCAUCGAGCAGGUGUUUGAACUUGCUUCUUCUGAUGAUUACAACCAUAUUGUGAAAGAGCAUGCGAUGCUUUUGCUCAAAAAGGAUUCUGCUUUCGAGAAAGCCCGUUUAGUCAGUUUCUUGAACAUGUUGAACCGUUACCUAAUGGACCCCCGUGCUUUACCAGCUCCUGAUUCACUCUCUAGAAGCUUCAUCCAAACCAUUGGGAAUCCAAAAGUUCAAAAAUUCGUUAACAAUCUGUUGUGUCCGGUUUCUUCCGAUUCAUCCUUGUUGAAUCUAGUUCUUGAAUCAUGUUUUGGCCCAUCUCUCUUACCGUUUGAAGCUUUUGAAAGACCAACAUAUGUUAUUGAUCUAGCUGAAGCUGUGAUGGAAACGUGGCCCGCGAAUUACGUGCUAGCACUUUCAAUCUGCAAGAACCAAUCUGAUGCAAAUGCCAGCAUAUCUUUCUGGGCGAGUGCGCAGCUGAUCGAUUCUCUGUGUCAGGCGGUCCCGGUUGCACCUGAGUCUGUAUGGGUUGAGGCAGCUGGUUUGUUAAAAAACGUGGCGGGUUUCAGGUCAAUUUUGGAGAGUUUUCACAAAAGGGCGUUAUCAGUUUACCCAUUUUCAUCGAGGCUAUGGGAAUCGUAUCGCAGGUUAUAUGAUGAUGCUACUAAUCAGGCAAAUGCAGUAGUUGAAAUGGCUCGAGGAAAAGGUAUAAAACUUUGACAGUGGUUAUAACUGUGUUGUGGUUAAUAGAUAGAAAUUGUGGCUAAAUAUCAUGUUACUUGAAGACUGGUUGUUGUUGACCAGGAAAAGUCAAACUUUACAUUAGGAAGUCUAUGCAAAUGGCUACACUUGUCUUUAGGAAAUACAAUCAAGUGGUUUAUUUUUUUCUGAAGUCAUUUUAGUAUUUCGGUA
Molecule: messenger RNA, 5288 nt
Organism: Helianthus annuus (common sunflower)
Lineage: Eukaryota; Viridiplantae; Streptophyta; Magnoliopsida; Asterales; Asteraceae
Exons: 10
Coding region: 300-5096 (1598 amino acids)
Cellular component (GO): exosome (RNase complex); nucleus
Molecular function (GO): protein binding
Source: RefSeq, a predicted model, not a curated record